UUUCUCAUAAGGAAUUAAUGCAUUACGCAGAACAUAAGCUAGAGGGAUAUAAUAUCUGAAAUCGAUAUCACUGUGGAUGCCAUUGCCUGUAAAUGCGGAUUGUUUACAGCAGCCUUCGCAUCCUUUCCUCCCUCCCCUUUUCCUCUUUCCCGGAGCGCCGGAGCGCUGGUGGUGAGGCAGCGGCUAAAGCUGCUCCUGCUGACCGAAGAUAGCGCCUGCAGAGCUGGCCACGGCCGUUACAUCACCCCGGGCCCCUGGAGGGUGCGAUCCACAGCAAAGCAGGAAGCAAGCUUUUGAUGCCACAUCGUUGUGAAGCAUCACCCUUCCGUGAAAAAAGCGCACAGCCACUUCUGGAUUUUAUGAAUCUUCACCUCCAGGUUUUUUCAGGAGUUUGGAUGUGCAGUUUCACAUGAUAUGGCUGUUAUUAAACUAGUCGACCAGCCACCCCUUGUCCAAGCCAUCUUUAAUGGAGACCCCGAUGAGAUUCGUGUCCUCAUAUGUAAAUCAGAAGAUGUCAAUGCACUGGACGCUGAGAAGCGAGCUCCCCUUCAUGCAGCAGCCUUCCUCGGAGAUGCUGAGAUCAUAGAGCUCCUCAUUGUGUCAGGGGCACGGGUCAAUGCCAAAGACAGCAUGUGGUUGACUCCACUCCACAGGGCAGUGGCAUCACGUAGCGAGGAGGCGGUUCGUGUAUUGAUCCGGCAUUCUGCUGAUGUUAAUGCACGGGAUAAGAACUGGCAGACUCCGCUGCAUGUUGCUGCCGCCAACAAGGCCCUGCGCUGUGCUGAGGUGAUCAUCCCGCUCCUGAGCAGCGUCAACGUUUCAGAUCGCGGGGGACGCACCGCCCUGCAUCACGCCGCCCUUAAUGGGCACACGGAGAUGGUUAGCCUUCUCCUGGCCAAGGGUGCCAACAUCAAUGCCUUUGACAAGAAAGACUGCCGUGCUCUGCACUGGGCAGCAUAUAUGGGUCACUUAGAUGUAGUGUGUUUACUAGUGAGUCAAGGGGCCGAGAUCAGCUGCAAGGACAAGAGGGGAUACAUGCCUCUACACGCAGCUGCUUCCAGCGGUCAGAUCGCUGUGGUGAAACACCUGCUCAGCCUGGCCGUGGAGAUAGAUGAAGCCAAUGCCUUUGGGAACACAGCGCUGCAUGUGGCCUGUUUUAAUGGACAAGAUGCAGUGGUCAGUGAGCUGAUCGACUACGGUGCUAAUGUCAGUCAGCCGAAUAACAAGGGCUUCACACCACUCCACUUUGCUGCUGCGUCCACUCAUGGUGCCCUGUGUCUGGAAUUCCUGGUCAACAGCGGAGCUGAUGUCAACGUCCAGAGUCGUGAUGGGAAAAGCCCUCUUCAUCUGACAGCAGUUCAUGGACGAUUCACACGCUCUCAGACACUCAUCCAAAACGGUGGAGAGAUUGACUGUGUCGAUAAGGAUGGAAACACUCCACUGCAUGUUGCUGCUCGAUACGGCCAUGAACUUUUAAUAAACACUCUAAUCACGAGUGGAGCUGACUGCACCAGAAGAGGGGUACAUGGCAUGUUUCCUUUGCAUCUGGCCGCUCUGAAUGCUCAUGCUGACUGCUGCCGGAAGCUUCUCUCCUCAGGACGGAGGUAUAGCAUAAUGUUCCCUCUCAGUAAUCACUCGGUCCUGUCUGCAGGCUUCCAAAUCGAUACACCAGACAACCUGGGAAGGACAUGUCUGCACGUCGCAGCUGCGGGCGGUAAUGUGGAAUGUGUGAAGCUAUUGCUCAGCAGUGGAGCCGAUCAUAACCGCAGGGACAAACAUGGAAGGACCCCUCUCCACUAUGCGGCAGCUAGUCAACACUUUCAGUGCCUGGAGACUUUGGUGUCCUGCGGAACCUGCAUUAAUGCCACUGACCAGUGGGGGCGCUCUGCUGUGCACUACGCUGCUGCUUCUGACCUGGACAGGAGGCGGCGUGUGGUCCUGGAACCAGAGAGUGACGGAGUUCAAGCUGAGAGGGAGAAGGAGGCAGCUCUGUGUCUCGAGUUCCUGUUGCAGCAUGGUGCCGCCCCAUCACUCAAAGAUAAACAAGGCUACAGUGCCAUUCAUUAUGCUGCAGCGUAUGGCCACAGACACUGUCUGAAACUGCUUUUGGACAGAGAUGAGAACCAACAAGAUGAGAUGGAGAACAGCCAAACCAGAAGCCCAUUGCAUCUGGCCGCAUACCACGGUCAAGCACAGGCUCUAGAGGUGCUCUUGGAGGGUCACUGCGAGGUGGAUCAGGGGGAUGAGGUGGGCCGCACUCCAUUAGCUCUUGCUGCCCUCAGGGGCCACACUGACUGUGCUCUCACACUUCUGAACCAUGGGGCCUCGCCGAGAAGCAAAGAUACUCUCAGAGGACGUACACCUAUCCAUCUUGCAGUAAUGAAUGGUCAUACAUCAUGUGUGCGCCUCCUGCUGGAAGACUCUGAUAAUGCAGAUCUGGUAGAUACAGCGGACUCUCAGGGACAGACCCCUCUAAUGCUGGCAGUAAUGGGGGGUCAUGUGGAUGCUGUGUCUCUUCUAUUGGAACGUGAAGCCAGUGUGGACUUAGCUGAUCAUCAAGGUCUGACUGCUCUGCACCUGGGGCUCUUGUGUGGACAGGAGGAAUGUGUUCAGUCCCUGUUGGAGCUGGAGGCAUCCGUGCUGCUGGGGGACUCCAAGGGUCGGACAGCUAUCCACCUGGCUGCGGCGAGGGGUCACGCAUCCUGGUUGAGCGAAUUGCUCAAUAUUGUGUGUUCUGAACCCCCGAUACCCCCAUUCCGAGACAACCAGGGAUACACACCCUUACACUGGGCCUGUUACUAUGGUCAUGAGGGUUGUGUGGAGGUCCUACUCGAACAAAGAGAUUUUCGUCACUUUGAUGGGAACCCCUUCACCCCGCUGCACUGUGCUGUGGUCAAUGACCAUGAGACCUGUGCCAACCUUUUAUUAGAAGCCAUGGGAUCAAAGAUUGUAACUUGCAAAGACUCCAAGGGCAGGACACCUCUCCAUGCAGCUGCAUUCGCUGGCCACGUAGACUGUAUUCAGCUGCUCUUGGCCCAUAAUGCAUCUGUGGAUGAGGUUGACCAAUCAGGGCGCAGUGCCCUGAUUAUGGCAGCGGAGAAAGGAAGGGUCGAGGUUGUAGAAGCUUUACUUACUGUUGCCAACGUGAACCUCAAUCUGACUGACCAGAAGGGCAAUACAGCACUCCAUCUAGCCUGCAGUAAUGGAAUGGAGGAAUGCGCAUUGCUCAUUCUCGGAAAACUUCCAGACUCUGCCCUCGUUGCUACCAACGCUGCACUGCAAACACCUCUCCAUUUGGCUGCUCGCAGUGGGAUGAAGCAGACAGUGCAAGAGCUGCUCUCUCGUGGGGCCAGCGUUCAAGUACUCGAUGAGAAUGGUCUCACCCCUGCUCUGGCUUGUGCUCCCAGCAGGGAAGUGGCUGACUGCCUGGCUCUCAUUCUGGCUACCAUGAUGCCUUUCUGCUCCCCUUGCAGCUCUGGAGCUCCUUCGCCAGGUGCCCUGCUGAAAUCUCUGCCCCGCCAGGCCAAGAGCCCCCAAGGCCCCCGCAGUCCAAGGGACCCCUCCCGCGAGGGCACGACCACUGAAAACGACUCGGACUCAGAGACAUUUUGACCCCGGCUCCUUCUAGAGCAGGGGUGCCCAAACUCGGUCCUGGAGGGCCGGUGUCCUGCAGAGUUUA
Sinocyclocheilus rhinocerous is the source of this 3679-nucleotide messenger RNA. Its product is annotated as serine/threonine-protein phosphatase 6 regulatory ankyrin repeat subunit B-like. NCBI's taxonomy places the organism in Eukaryota, Metazoa, Chordata, Actinopteri, Cypriniformes, Cyprinidae. Gene Ontology annotation, molecular function: protein binding. The record is from RefSeq and is a predicted model, not a curated record. The transcript is spliced from 28 exons. The coding region runs from base 415 to 3612 and encodes 1065 amino acids.